AUGGCAGCCAUUGAAUACAUCAAGACCACUCAGAACCAAGAAAGGGGACUGAUGAAUGAGUGCAAUCGUCUUCGCGAUGCUUCGGACUACGCUCGCGACGCACAAUCGACAAUCAAGAACCUUCAAACAGAAAUUGCUGUCAUGCAAGAACGUCUCAGAUUGGUGGAGCCUGGCAACCCACACAUCUACGGUGCAUACACCUCGGAGAUAUCACAAGCCCACGCCCAAGCUCAGGCCAACGGUCAACCUCGUCAAUUCUCUCUGCCAUCGAUGAAUGCUGUGCCUCCACCUCCGCAGCACUACAACGCGUCCACCACGGCCGCCCAAGGAAUGCAAGGUGUAGAGUACGGCAACGCUCCCAGACACCAUUAG
Aureobasidium vineae is the source of this 372-nucleotide messenger RNA. The record is from the annotation of a GenBank genome assembly. Lineage: Eukaryota; Fungi; Ascomycota; Dothideomycetes; Dothideales; Saccotheciaceae.